Messenger RNA from Phascolarctos cinereus (koala), 2991 nucleotides. The record is from RefSeq and is a predicted model, not a curated record. Lineage: Eukaryota; Metazoa; Chordata; Mammalia; Diprotodontia; Phascolarctidae.
AUGGCAGCGCAGCUGUGGUGCCUCAUGUCCGCGCUGCUGCUGCUCGGGCUGACAGGGACAUUAGACGCCAGCCAGCCCGACCGCUCCUUUUCACGGCUGAUGGAACAGAGGCUUUUAUUCAAGAAAGAAUUUGCUCAAGGUCAUACUGAGAAGGCCUUUUUGGGAUAUGAUUCUCUGAGCCCAGAGAGGGAUCAGGACUGCCUGAAGGCCAGUGAGCAUUGUGCCCGGGAUGCCGGCUGCAGUGCCCGGCUCCGUACCCUUCGCCAGUGUGUGGCAGGAGAUGGUGCAGCCAAGCUGGGGCCUGAUGCCCAAAGUCAAUGCCAGAGCACAGUCCAAGUCCUGCUGUCCAGCAGUCUCUAUAGCUGCCAAUGUCGGAGGGGCAUGAAACGGGAGAAGGACUGCCUGGGCGUGUACUGGAGCCUGCGUCACACCCUCCCACAAGGUCAGUAAAUGAUACUAGAAAGCUCCCCCUAUGAGCCUUUCAUUAGAGGCCUUGACUACGUUGGAUUGGCAGCUAUUACAGCAGGGUCCGAGGGCGAGAGCCCGUCCCCGAGAGGCAACCGCUGCCUAGACGCGGCCAAGGCUUGCAACGUGGACGGGCUGUGCCAGCGGCUGCGGGCGGACUACGCGGCCCUGUGCCUGAGGGCCGGGGCCCGCGGCUGCCCCCGGACCCGCUGCCACCGGGCCCUGCGCCGCUUCUUUGACCGGGUCCAGCCAGCGCUCAGCCACGCGCUGCUCUUCUGCCCCUGCGGGCCGGGGGACGCGGCGUGCGCCGAGCGCCGCAGGCAGACCAUCGUCCCGGCGUGCUCCUACGGCCCCGGCCCCAGCCUCGGGCCUCGUGCCGCCCCCGCCGCCGCUGUCCAGCCCAACUGCCUGGCGCCGCUGGACGCCUGCCGCCGGGGCUACGUGUGCAGGUCCCGUUUGGCCGAGUUCCAAACAGCCUGCCAGCCAUCCCUGCUCACCCCGAGUGGAUGCAUCCACGAGGAUUCCCCCAGCUGCCUAUGGGCCUACACUGGCAUUCUGGGGACCCCCAUCACACCCAACUAUGUGGACAAUGUAAGCACUGCUGUGGCACCUUGGUGUAGCUGCAGCUCCAGUGGGAACAGGCUUGAAGAAUGCGAGACCUUCCUGGGGCUCUUUGUGGGGAAUCCCUGUCUUCAAAAUGCUAUCCUGGCUUUUGGCAACCAGACAGUCCUAAGGUGGGGCCCCUCUGUCUUUCCACCUGGAACAUACCUGCAGGAAUCCCCUGGUUCUGGGCACAGCCUCUUCAACCAACUGAAGCCCCCCCAACCCACCCAGGUAUCCACUGGGGGCUCUCCAAGGCUUUGCGGGGCUCAAGGCUUGACCCUUCCUAGGGAUCAACUGCUUUUUACAGCCCUGGCCCUCUGGUUCCUGCCUUGACUAGGACAGCUGGCAGAAGACAGAAUGAGUGAUCCUGUUUGUAUCCAUUCUUUUCCAGUGUGGUGGUAACAGUGGGAAUCUGAAUCAAAGAGAAGUAGGGACCUAGGGGGUCACCCUUGAGCUGGUCCCAACUCUCUCUAACCUCAGACCUCUGUUGGUCUGUGACCCAGACCCUUGUAGCCAUUCUCUCUUGACCUAGUACAGAGAUGAAAGGCUGGGGGACUGUGAGGAAUGACUUAGAGGGCAGAGUCCCAUCCUAGAGACUGCUGGACCUGAAAUGCUCUGAACCACUUGCCUCCUAGCCUGGAGGCUGGCCUUGGACCUUGAGGUCUGAGGUCUAAGGUACUUAGAACAUUUAAGACACUUUGAGGGCAGGGACUGGCAUAGAGUAGGCACUUAAUAAACUGCUCAUCGAUUGACAGGUUGAUAGGAUUUUAGAAAUGGAAGGAACUUUGGAGAUCACAGAAUCCAACUUUCUCACUGAUGAAGAAAUUGAGACCUCUGGCUUUGGUGUAAUGCAAAGAGCUGUGGACAGUCAGGAGACGUAGGCUGAGUAUCAGCCUUGCCUCUCAUUAGCUGUGUGAUCUUGGGCAAGUCAAUCACUCUCUUGGCCUCAAUUUCCUCAUCUUUAAAAUGGUGAUAAUUUCACAUGACAUCCAAGGCCCCUCUGCUCAGCUCCAUAGUCCUCUGAUCUAAUACCAAUUCCCACUAAACAUUAAAGCCCUAUAGAAAAUACAGCUGUUUUGACCCUGUCAGGAGUAGAGUGGGGGGACAGCAUGCUGGUACAUAGCAUCAAGAGGCAAUUGCAUAAAUAGGACUGAGGACGCAGGUCUAGACAAUAGUUGCCCUGAAAAAAGAGUCACUGUGACAUGGCAGACAAGAAACGCUAAUUCUAUCCUAGCUGCAUUAAGGAGGGAGGGGAUGGCCUCCAGACCAAAGGUGGGGGUGGCCCCACUGGGCUCAGACCUGAUGGGAUCCUUCUCCCCUCAUCUGGAGGAGAGUAUUAGGUUCUGGGCACAACAUAUUAAGAAAGGCAUUGAUGAGCUAGAAGAUGUGUGAAGGAGGGUGACCAGGAUUGAUCUGGAAAAAGGAUUCCAUUUAUUCUGCUUGUUCUCAGAAGGUAGAAUUAGGAGAGGGGGGAGAGGAGGAGGGGUAAGGGAGAGAGGGGAGGCAGAUUUCAGCAGGAAAAAUGAAUUAUCCUGGCCACUAAAAAAAGGGAAAGGGCUAUUGUAAUAGCUGUAAUACUGUAACAGGCGUUCUUUAUCACUGGACAAUUUUAAAGCACAGGCCAGAGGACCACCUGUGUGGGAUGUUUUAGAAAGGCCCCUCUUCAGGGACUGGUUGUACUAGAAAUCCCUGAGGUCCCUUCCAGGUGGGAGAGGUGGUGAGUGAUUGGGUGAGGAGAAGGAGCCAAGGCAACUUCUGUGAAGGGUGUGGGAUGGAGAGGAAAGAGAGAGCAGAGAGCUGAAGGUGGGGUAGGGAUGAAGUAUGGGUACUGAUAUAGUGAAGGGGGUUGGAAUAUAACAGGAGACUUGUAAUUUUUUAAUUUGUUCUAGGAGUUUAUUUUUUUGGGGGGUUAUUUUUUAUUUU